CCGGCAGCUUCCCCUUUUCUGCCCUGCUCCAGGCGCUGGGCUCUCCCCCUCAGUGCCUAGGAGCAGGGACGGUGGCACCAUGGCCCCCCGCACGGCUGCCGUCCGCCAGACCUGCUGCUGCUUUAACGUCCGCAUUGCCACCACCGCCCUGGCCAUCUACCAUGUGAUCAUGAGUGUGUUGCUGUUCACCGAGCACUUAGUGGAGGUGGUUCAUGGCAAGGCCUCCUGCAAGGUCUGGCGGACGGGCUACCUCAGGCUCGCCAACCUGAUCUCCAGCUUCCUGCUCAUCAUCAUGCUCUUUGUCAUCAGCUUGAGCCUACUCAUCGGAGUGGUCAAGAACCGGGAGAAGUACCUGCUGCCCUUCCUGUCUCUGCAAAUCAUGGACUUCCUGCUGUGUCUGCUCACCCUGCUGGGCUCCUACAUCGAGCUGCCCGCCUACCUCAAGUUUGCCUCCCGGAGCAGCCGGGUGGGUCCCUCCAAGGUCCCACUGAUGACCUUGCAGCUGCUGGAUUUCUGUCUGAGCAUCCUGACCCUCUGCAGCUCCUACAUGGAAGUGCCCACCUAUCUCAACUUCAAGGCCAUGAACCACAUGAAUUACAUCCCCAGCCAGGAGGGUGUGGCUCACAGCCAGUUCAUCAAGAUGAUGAUCAUCUUCUCCAUCGCCUUCAUCACUGUCCUCAUCCUGAAGGUCUACAUGUUCAAGUGCGUGUGGAGAUGCUACAAACUCAUGAAGUACAUGAACUCAGCUGAGGAGAAUAGCAGCUCCAAGAUGCUACCGAAGGUGGUCCUGCCGUCCUACGAGGAAGCCCUGUCUCUGCCAUACAAGACUCCGGAUGGGGGCCCAGCCCCACCCCCCUACUCAGAGGUGUGACGCACACCAGGCCCCAGCCCUGGUGCUGGGAGGGGCGGAGCUGUCUCACCAUCCGCUUCUCUGCUUUGGUGGCCGCCUCAGCUUGGGUGACCCACCCAGCUGACUUCAGGACAACCUGCUUGUGUCCCCCUCGCUGGCCUGCUUUUCCCGUGGGGCCUGGGAGAUGCUCACAACUGGGUCAACUUCAGUCUGAAAGACUCCUUGAGUCUCUCGGAAAUUUGGUCCAACAGGCCUCGGCUUAUUUUUGAUAGGCCCCAACACUUGUUCAAACCAUUCAUCGUCCUGAAUUCAGUGAGUUUGCUGAAACCACUUCAACGUGACCAGUUUAACUGCGUGGCUGACAAAUGAAAAGCACCCUUCUUGGUGCAGGGAAACUAGCUCGGUCAGACAGCCACAGUCCAUCACAUUGGUUUUUAGACCGUUGUCUGUUCACACGGCAACGCAGCCAAGUCAUCAUGCCUUGGUCCUCCCCACCAGACACAUCUGUGCGAUUUCUUCAGAUUGCUUGUUUCAACAAUUAUGGAGAGCCAACCACCAGUCGAUUCAAACCAGGGAUAAAAUUCAAUAACAACAAUAAAAAUCAAAUUAGUCCCAAACCGUUCCCUUCAAUCUAAUCCAAUAACUGGCUGCCCACUAAGGUCAAUUCAGUACUUCUGAGGGGCUGAGUAAUUGUUAGUUCGAACGAAAAUUCAGGCAGUUGCCAAACGCCAUCCAAUUGCUACUUCCAGGAAAUAACAGUUGUUACAAUCACCGAACUGUCCUGACCAACACACAAUUGUUUUGCUGAAGACAGACGAUCGUCACCAACAACCAGCCGCACGUAAUCAGUGUAAUGGCGCAGCAGUGGGAUCCGUGACGAGGGUGGCGUCAGGCGAGGCUGUCUCCAGCAGCAAGCUGGCGGGCCACUCCGCAGGGUGGCCCAUCUGUUGCCAAUUCGGGCAGAGGCACCUCUGAUCUGCCCAAUGCUUGUGCUUAUGCAGAAAUUUAGCCCUGACAUCGGGCAGGUCCGAUUGCUGGACUAAAUCCACAUGUCAGUUCAGUCAAAGCAGGCAAACUCUUUGUGGGCGCAGACCCCGCCAGAGGGGCUUGUUUCGGUGGUGGCAGAAGGGAAGAUAGGUCCUCUGGGAUCUGGGAGUGGGGGUUCAGAAGGAGAGGGCUGUGUAAGAGGCUCCCCACCGGCACCCCUUUGUUUAAUUGCUUUGUGUGUGAUGGGGAAGAAGGUUCAAUAAAGCAGUGCCACGCUUC
Molecule: messenger RNA, 2116 nt
Organism: Nyctereutes procyonoides (raccoon dog)
Lineage: Eukaryota; Metazoa; Chordata; Mammalia; Carnivora; Canidae
Gene: LAPTM5
Product: lysosomal protein transmembrane 5
Exons: 8
Coding region: 80-871 (263 amino acids)
Cellular component (GO): lysosomal membrane
Source: RefSeq, a predicted model, not a curated record